AUGAAGACUCAGGACAGUGCAGACCUCUGCUACCCACACCUCUACAAUAACUCCUGCAAAAAGCCUACAUCUCUAUGGACUGAAGUUGUCCUGGUUCAGAGCAUAUUGUCAGUCAUCUCUCUGAUCACCGUGGCUCUCAACUUACUCGUCAUCAUCUCAGUCUCCCACUUCAGGCAGCUCCACACACCGACUAAUAUCCUCCUCCUCUCUCUGGCUGUGUCAGAUUUGCUCGUGGGGUUCAUAUCAAUGCCAGGGGAAAUCUACCGAAACACAAGCUGUUGGUUUCUUGGUGAUAAUAUUUGCUUUAUAUAUAAUUACUUGUGCUUCAUCAUCACCGCUGCCUCAGUAGGCGAUAUGGUGCUCAUAUCAAUUGAUCGCUAUGCGGCUAUUUGUGACCCUCUGCAUUACCAAACUAGAGUCACAGAGGGAAGAGUUAAAGUCUGUGUCUGUCUGUGUUGGCUCUGUUCAAUUGUCUACAGCAUUUUAUUUGUAAAAGAUGAUCUGAUUCAGGUAGGAAAGAAUAACUCUUGCUACGGAGAAUGUGUGACUACUGUGGACAUCAUCGUAGGAACAUUUGAUCUUUUCUUUACUUUUUUUGCUCCAGUUACCGUCAUCGUAGUCCUGUACAUGAGAGUAUUUGUGGUGGCUGUGUCUCAGGCUCGUGCCAUGCGCUCUCAGGUCACAGCCGUCAAACUGCAGCUUUCCGUAAAAAUAGCAAACAAAUCGGAGCUGAAAGCAGCCAGGACUCUUGGUGUUCUUGUACUCUUUUUCCUGUUAUGUUUUUGUCCAUAUUACUGCCUUUCUCUUGCAGGAGAAGACUUGUUCAGUAGUACUACUGUAUUUGCUGUGUAUUAUCUGUUCUACUUUAACUCCUGUAUAAACCCGAUGAUUUAUGCCCUGUUCUAUCCUUGGAUCAGAAAAACUGCAAAACUCAUUGUCACCUUAAAGCUACUGAAGCCAGGCUCCUGUGAGGCCCAAAUAUUGUGAAAAAAUAUUAGAACUUUGCAAAAAGAUAAAUAAAUUGUUUUCGAUAAUGCAUAUAUGCUAGUAUUUCAUACAUCCUAUUGUGGCAUUUUGGACAUAUAAUGCAGAAAGGUGGGUUUUCUACAUGUAUCAGGGAAGGUUUGCGGUCCAAGAAGGAUAUCUGGAUAUAGUUUUCUAAUUUACUAAUUCCAUUAACUCCAAAAACUCUUUCAGGGAUACUGCUCUGUCUCUCCAGUCUCUUCCAGACAGCAUGCUUCUGCACCCAUCAUCUCCAGUCCAGUAACAGACUCUGGUCUUCAUCAUCCACAACGCAUUUCUUUCAAUAAACUUUCAAAACAGGCUGUGUUG
Messenger RNA from Fundulus heteroclitus (mummichog), 1332 nucleotides. Its product is annotated as trace amine-associated receptor 13c-like. Gene Ontology annotation, biological process: G protein-coupled receptor signaling pathway. Gene Ontology annotation, cellular component: membrane. NCBI's taxonomy places the organism in Eukaryota, Metazoa, Chordata, Actinopteri, Cyprinodontiformes, Fundulidae. Gene Ontology annotation, molecular function: trace-amine receptor activity. Bases 1 to 987 code for a protein of 328 amino acids. The transcript has 2 exons. The record is from RefSeq and is a predicted model, not a curated record.